UGGUCGCCAGUUUCAAGAAGUAAUGCACGUGUGUUCGUGUGAUAUAUUGUGCAAUGCCAAUGGAUCGAAUGUUCAUGCUUUAGUCCCGCUUUAUUAGUGCAUCUACGGUCAGUGGCUGAUGAAACUUCUGACCUUGUGUUGUCAUUCACGGAUUGAGCAAAAUUUUGUCAAACAAUCUCAAGAUAACAUGAAACAGGGUACACUGUUGUGACUGAACGACGGAGGGAAAGUACACAUUCAAAAGCUGUGAAACUGAAACUGCAAUGCCGAUUAAAAAGUCUUCGCAUGUGCAGUAACGCAGUAGGCUAGACCCUACCUACGGCCAGUUUGUGCUCCAUGGUCAAGAUACUGACUGAAGUAAUACCUCAAUUGUGAUUUGGUUUGUGGAAACAGUUAGCAAGCACAGUAAGCAGAUUAAUUUGAUCCCGGCGUGAGUCAAAUAAAGCCAGGGACAAGUGCCUUUGCAGGACUUCUCGAGAGUAACGUUUUCCUGAGAAAUAAGGCUUAGCAGGCUAUUCCACCAUGGACAUUGAGAACCAGCCAAACACCGACCAGCAAGACUCGGCAGCAACAGAAGCUCCAGCGAGCGAGAUGGAAGGUACUCCGGUGGAAGAUACUCGAGUGGAAGACAAAGUGAUGGUUGUGAAUGAGGAAGGGGCGACUCCAGAUGAAGGGGAGGAAGCAGCAGAAAAAGACCCUAUGCUCUCCCCGCCUCCCGAAUAUCAUCUCGUGGUUGGGGAUCAAGCAGCAGAAGUGCAGAAGGAAGGAGCAACAAAACAAAAUGGAGUCCAUCCAACAGCUGAUAGCGAUCAAGACCACCCACCCUCCAAACCGCCCUCCACCUGCUGCCUGUCUUACGGGACCGCCCGCAAGCUACUCAUCGGCGUGACCAUCGGUCUCAGCGUCGCCAUCUCGUGGGUGGCUGCGACUCAGUUCAUGAAGGCGAUGUACUCGGCGGAUAACUUUGAUGCUCCGUACUUCAUCAUCUGGUUCUCGACGAGUUGGAUGGUGGUGUGUUACCCUAUCUACAUCAUUGGCUCCCUGGUAAUCUUCAAGGAUCAGAGGAAUGCUGGCUGGGCCGGCGUCAAAGAGCUAUUCAAGGACGACCAGCAAAUAUAUGGACCGAGAGGCAUGACCGUAUGGACCUUUCUAAAACUGACCGGUCCUUUCUGUGCCCUUUGGAUGAUCACAAACUAUAUGUACGCUGCCGCUCUCAAGUUCAAGUCGCCGACGGACGUGACUGCCAUCUUCGUCACCAAUACAGCCUUCAUCUAUAUCUUCUCAUGGAUUUGGCUGGAAGAACUACUCAUCCUUCUACCUGCUAGGCUGUGCUCAGUGAUUCUAUCCAUUGUGGGUACAGUGUUGAUGAUGGCAGCAGAUGGGUUUGGAGGAGGAAGUGUGAUUGGUGUUCUCUUAGCUCUGGGUGCAGCCAUUGGAGCAGCUCUCUACAAGGUUCUGUUCAAGCGAUUCCUAGGUGAUGCCACAUAUGGACAGGUGUCCUUGUUCCUCACCAUGCUUGCCCUGCUCAACCUGGUCCUCCUCUGGCCCAUCAUGCUAGGCCUUUACUACGGCAAGAGGGAGACGCUGGACUGGAAUAACUUGCCCUGGGCAUUCCUCUGCGGGACAUCGGCUCUCGGCAUAGUGUUCAACUUCCUGGUGAAUUUCGGGAUUGCUCUCACGUACCCCCUUCUCAUCUCCCUGGCCAAUGUUCUAGGCAUCCCGAUCAACGCAGUGAUCGACACAGCUUUUGGAGGCGUGCUCCUCGCUCCCCUCAAGAUCGUCGGCGCUCUCCUCAUCAUCGGGGGUUUCGUCAUCAUGCUCCUCCCCGAGGCGUGGCAGGUGAAGGUGGCCUGCUGGAAGGAGGGCGACCCGCCCUGUAGGCGGAGAGGAAACAUGCAACGUAUACCAAGCGUAGAACUGGACGAGAGGGCGAGGGAAGCAGACAACGUUGUAAGGAUAUGACGGAGAAGAUGAAAGUAGUGAACAGAGCUAUAAUAAUAAAGCCCAGUUUAGACGUGAUGCGGUAAACUGCCCCUAAAAGCGUACAUGGCAAGUUGGCAACAUUAGCGUGUAAACAAAUGGCAAGUUGCAAUAUUCGUUGGGGUAAAUACAUAGCUGUGUGCAACAGAGUCCAUUAUGUGUUCUCAUUGAUCUAUGUGUUACAACAUACACAAAUAUGAAGUGUAUGCACUAUGUUCAUCUCUCAUUUGUACUGCUUUAGUGGGUUUUUUGUCCUUCAAAGCUGUUUACUGCCUCAAGUCUAGAUUGGCCAUUAGCAGUUUAGAUAAUACUGUCUGCAUGUGUGUAUGUGUGCAGUGGUGCGUGCAUUGUACUGAGUGUGAGCGAUGAGCUGAUGAGUAAUGUAUGGUUAAUGUAGAAUGUAAGAAAGAUGAUCUGUAAUUUAAAUUUAUCUAAAAAUAAAUGUAAUAACUUGAUUGUGUUGGCAUCUGUAAGGGUGCGUGCAGAUUUGAAUGUACAGUAAUGAUAAUUUAUAUGUUUGAUAAUACAUGUACUAAUGUAACUGGCAAUUAUUUUGUAAAAGUACAGAAGUGUUCUUAUCUUAUUUAAUUGAAUUAUUGGUACCGUCAACGCAAUCAUUCCUUUUGAGAUUAUCAUAAAGUAAAGGCAUCUCAGUGUGGUGGCCACUGACUGGUGGGUAGGUCACUGGGCUGUAGAUUGAAUAGUUUAGCCUUCAAAGGUAGGAUGAUGGGGUGUAGCAUGACGAGGCUACGUGUCUUUCCCGUGGCCUGACUCGGGGCCAAUCGGGUAUAAUACGACUGCGGACAACGCGACCGCCGUAUUCACGUGCGUGCAACAUACGCGAGGAGAACUUUGGUCUGUUUUGCGAACACUUUCGCGUGCUGACCAUUAUAAUCAAGUCCAUUUGUUUAUGUGCAGCUGUCCCCAAAAAGUCGUAGAUGGUAUUAACCGGUAUUUGCCAUGCUACACCCCCUUUAAGUCUUUUAUCGAGACAUCACGUCUAAACUUGCCACUCUCUACCCAGGAGAGUGAAUCUGUAAGGAUCACAUUAAGCCGUGGUGAUUGCCAAUUUGCCGUUGCCAUGUACGGUUGCGGACAUUGCAGGUACACGACGUACAUGUAUGGCAUAGGGAUUGAAGAUGGUGCACACUUGUGUAUGGGCUUGAAAUCCAGUGACCAGUCUUCAUAAACAAUAAUAUUGGUAAUUUGGUAUUGAGUGAAUGAAAUAUUUGUUUAAGGUACGGUGUACAUGUCUAUUGUUAAUAAAAUAAUUUGUUAAGAGUUGAAAUUGAGCACAGAGAAAUAUUGAUCUUGUAAUUAUUUAUUUAAUGUGAUUUAUUUUGAUUAAUAUAUUAGGAAAAUAUAUCGUAAAAGCUGGUUCUGUAAAGCUAAUAAUGUCAUGUUGGUGUAACAUGACACAGAUUGAAGAAGAAAAGUUCAAUCACUGUAUGUUUUCAACUUUUCAUGUAGUAUAAUUACAUAUAGUGUCAUGCGCUAUAAAUCUUUGUAUAAUGAUGAGUAGUUUGAUCAGACUUGUUUCUGAUCAAGUGAUUAGGGAUCUAAUGGGAAGUGAAUAGGAAUCAAAUGAAAUUGAUUGUUCACAUUUUUUGUAUAAAGUUGUUAUAUUUUGUACUAUUUUUUUUGUAUCUUUCAUGUAAAGUAAUCAUCUUCAACUCAUGAAAACCUUAUAAAUGUCACAUUCAUAAAGCCAUUUCGAGAGUAGCGAGAAAUACUGACACAAAGAUAUUUCUUUCUUUUUUUGCACACUAUACCUUGCACACCACUAUACCCGUAUGUAUUUUUGUAUAUUUCAUCAGUACCUUCUUUAUUUUUUUUGUUCAAUGAUCUUAUGUUAUUAUUAUUCUGUUACUAGCAAUGAUUUAAAUGAUUUUAAGUGAAUUGUGACUUUUUUCUUAAUGAUGAUUUCUUAGGUUGCAUGAUUUUAUUCCUCCUUUUAAUUUCUUAAAAGGUGUGAUGUUGCUUUCCCUGCAUGACAUUUUUGUGUGCAUAUGAAUGUAUUGCACCUACAUGUGUAUUCUCUUCUGUUUGUGGGCCAGUAUGAACAAAUGAAGCUGCUGUGAAUUGUACCAAGAAUUUUGCCUGAGUGUGCUGUUUUCUUUGACCUAAGAUGCUAAUGAAAGAGGCAGAUUACUAAUUUAUUGGGAUGGAUAAUAAUCAAUAAGAUGGAUUGUGUAAAUAAUUUUCUCUGUUGUGAUGAAAUGCAGUGCAUGGCAAUGUCAAUGAAUUUGAUCUGGCAUGCAAUAGUUUUGUAUACACAGUUGGAUCAAAUAAGAAAUAAAUAUGAUUUUUGUAAUAAUGUCUUCAAUGUAGCUUUCUAAUUACUUGAAUGGUGCAUCAUGACUUAAUAUUUUCAUGAUCCAAUUAUGCAUUUUGAUAUUUCAUCCAUGUUAUCGUUAUUGUCAAUAUACAACUACAAGUUUAUAAAUGGUCAUUUUAUUUAGAAAACUGUGUAAUUGUGUGCCUUGGAUCUGAACCAUGUUCUUUUCCAAACAUUCCUCUUUCAUGGUAAUAUGAAGAAAGUAAUUUUGCGUCCAUCAUCCUAUUAAUUGGAUGGACCUCAUUGAUGCUGGUGUGUAGUUGUUGAACUAUGUAACAGAUGUGUUAUAUAAACUUCAUUACUUGAAUUUUGCACAAGUCAAUCGUUUUUUGGGCAUUCCCAACAGAUUUGACUUAAGGCGGUUAGUUAUGCAGCAUGAUGGUGAGAAAGUUAAAACUGAUCUACCUGAGAAUAUUGUAUGAAUUGUGAAUACCUAGGGAAAUCCAACGUUUAUAGCAGACAAAUCAGAGGAGUACACUGGUUAAGUUUAUUUGGUACAUGUAAGUAUUGUCAGUUUUGUUAUUUCAUGUUUAUAUUUAGCAUUUACAUGUAACUUUACUUUGGAAAGAGAACGACAGUCGGUUGAAUUUUUUUCUCUUUAUAAAUGGGACCUUACCAGUACCCACCUACUGAUGUAGACAUAUUUGGCUCUUUUUUUACAAAUUUGUGGUGCAGGGGAAAGCAAUACAGUCAUACAUAUACAUGUAUUUACAUGUGAGUUUUCCAGCAGCUGAUGGUUAUUAUUGUGGUGAGAACUUUUCAUUUUUGAAAACUAGGUGUUAUUCUCAAAAUAUUGAGGCUAUAUUGCAAGAGAUACAUUUCUUUAACCCUUAGGCCUACUUUGUCACCAAGGUUUUAUUUUAUAAACUGCCCUUAUAUGUAGUUCACAAAUAGGCUUUCAUUUCAAUCAAAUUACAGGGUGUACAUGUCAGAAACUAGCCAGACCAUCUGCCUUUGCAAAAUGUGUAUAGCAUAUACACAACAAGAUGUUGCAUGUACAAAUUGUAUGUGAACGGUUUUGAUAAUUUUUGUACAUUUGUUAUGUGAGGUGUUUAACUUUUUUUGUUAGAUAAAGUUUUUUUACAUAAUCUUGUUUCUGAAAUACUGUACGAAUAUUCGAAUGGAAGUUUGUUUGUUGAUAAUAAAGGUAAUAAAUGUACUUUUCAUCACAAACAGAAA
Molecule: messenger RNA, 5497 nt
Organism: Strongylocentrotus purpuratus (purple sea urchin)
Lineage: Eukaryota; Metazoa; Echinodermata; Echinoidea; Camarodonta; Strongylocentrotidae
Product: putative thiamine transporter SLC35F3
Exons: 8
Coding region: 523-1962 (479 amino acids)
Source: RefSeq, a predicted model, not a curated record